This is a messenger RNA of Oryzias melastigma (Indian medaka), 6203 nucleotides long. RefSeq names its product connector enhancer of kinase suppressor of Ras 2a (gene cnksr2a). Gene Ontology annotation, cellular component: membrane; cytoplasm. The transcript is spliced from 24 exons. The record is from RefSeq and is a predicted model, not a curated record. Gene Ontology annotation, biological process: regulation of signal transduction. NCBI's taxonomy places the organism in Eukaryota, Metazoa, Chordata, Actinopteri, Beloniformes, Adrianichthyidae. Gene Ontology annotation, molecular function: protein binding. The coding region runs from base 321 to 3356 and encodes 1011 amino acids.
GAACGCGCUGCCACCCACCUGGCGCGUGCGCGGACUCAUCAUAUCUAGAGAGGGAGGCGCGUUUUGUGCCUAGUUUCAAUCCCACGCUGCUGCUGCUGCCCUGUCGUGCACAUGCGGCUCACGCACGCGCAUUUAGCAGGACCGGACUGACGCAGAGAGACUCUGCUGGAGCGGAAUGCACCGGGAAUGCACGGGGCUCCGGCGUGACCAGCAUGUGUGACUGGGGGGAGAUGGGCGCGCGCCUCUAACGGUUCGGACAUCGUCUCCGUUCGCGCGAACGACGUUGGUGCGCGACGGAGAGUCUGCGCAAAGUUUCCUCCAUGGCGCUGGUGAUGGAGCCGGUGAGCAAAUGGAGCACGAGCCAGGUUGUGGACUGGAUGAAAGGUCUGGACGACUGUCUGCAGCAGUAUGUCAGCGUCUUUAAGCGUGGCGGCGUGUGUGGCGAGCGGCUGCUGAGGAUUAGCCACGCUGAGCUGGAGGAGCUGGGAGUGUCUCGGAUCGGACACCAGGAGCUGAUUCUGGAGGCGGUGGACCUGCUGUGUGCUCUGAAUUCCGGCCUGGAAACAGAAAGCGUCAGAACUCUGGCUCAUAAGCUCGGAGCCUCAGCCAAGAACCUGCAGAACUUCAUCUCUGGGCGCCGUCGGAGCAGCCAAUCGGAGAGCAGAACCUCUCGGCGGCUUCCCAAUGACCUGCUGACGUCUGUGGUGGACCUCAUCACUGCUGCCAAAAGCCUCCUGGCCUGGCUGGACAGGUCUCCGUUUGCUGCAGUGGCAGACUAUUCCGUAACCAGAAACAAUGUCAUCCAGCUCUGCUUGGAGCUCACCACCAUCGUACAGCAGGACUGUACCGUGUUUGAGACGGAGAACAAAAUCCUCCAUGUGUGUAAAACUCUGUCAGAGGUGUGUGAGCAUAUCGUAUGUGUGUCAUCGGACCCGCUGGUUUCCCAGUCAGCCCACCUGGAGCUGGUCCACCUCACCAACAUCAAGCCCUCCGAAGGCCUGGGAAUGUACAUCAAGUCCACCUAUGAUGGCCUUCACGUGAUCACAGGAACCACUGAAGGGUCUCCGGCUGACCGAUGCAAGAAGAUCCACGCAGGAGAUGAAGUCAUUCAAGUCAAUCACCAGACUGUGGUGGGCUGGCAGUUACGUAACCUGGUCGGCUCAUUGAGGGCCGAUAAAGGCGUGGUGUCCCUGACCCUGAAGAAGCGUCCACAGAGCACGCUCAGCUCCGCCCCCGCACUGCUCAAGAACAUGCGCUGGAAACCGCUGGCCCUGCAGCCAACCAGGAGCCCAGGCAGCGGCUCGGCCACUCCCUCUGACACACCCACCAAAAGCUCCGCCCUCCAGGACCUCUUCAUCCCCCCUCCCCCUGCAGAGCCUUACACACCCAGAGACGAGACAGGAGCCUCGUCUGGAGAUGAAGCAUCUCGUAACCACAGUGGGGUCAGCACCGCUAAACGUUCUGAGUCACCAAACUCCUUCCUUGAUCAAGAGUCUCGCCGGCGAGAGGAGGAGGAGCCAGUGUACUGCACCACGCCCACUUUCGGCAAGCUGAGGCCCAUCUCCAUGCCUGCUGAGUGCACCUGGGUAGGCGGCUAUGAGGAUCCAGCCAAACUGAACCGAGAGAACCACAGAGAAACCUCACUGAUGCGCUACAUGGGCUUGUCCAGCAAGGAGGAGCGCAGCGGGUCAUGUGACUACUCCUCUCACACCGCUCGCCCAGGCAAGCGUUCCAACGACACGGCCAAGCGCGCCAAGAGGCGGAGCCACCACAGCCAGAGCCCCUCCCACUACGUUCUUCCCCCCAAUCAGAGAGACUCGCCUCAGAGAGACUCCACCUCCAGUUAUCAUACGUACCAGCAGUCAUCUUCUCUGCAGACCAAGAACAGGAAGAAGAAUAAAGGGCGGAGCUUGGCCUCGCUGAGUCGGAGGCGUGUCUCCUGCAAGGCGCUGGGCAGAGGCGACUGCGAGGGCUGGCUGUGGAGGAAGCGGGAUGCGAAGGGCUACUUCUCUCAGAAAUGGAAGAAGUACUGGUUUGUGCUGAAAGACAACUGCCUCUACUGGUACAUCAACGAGGAGGACGAGAAGGCCGAGGGUUUCGUGAGUCUUCCAGAGUUUAAGAUCGACCGUGCCAGCGAAUGUCGGAAGAAGUAUGCUUUCAAAGCAUGUCACCCCAAAGUCAAGAGCUUCUACUUUGCAGCAGAUGGAGUGGACGACAUGAACAGGUGGUUAAGUCGUCUCAACACGGCCGCCGUUGGAUACGCAGAACGAGAACGGAUGCGCCAGGACCAAGACUACUGGAGUGAGAGUGAACAUGAGGAGGACACCACCUCCAGCCCCAAACAGGACAGUCCCCCCCCUCCUUAUGACACGUACCCCCGGCCUCCCUCGAUGAGCGCCUACCUGGAAGGUCGGACCACUCGCCUGUCUUCCACAGAGACGUCUCGGUCUCGCUCUUCCCAGGAAGACUUCUUGUGCGGUGAACCCUCGGCGGUAGCUGCAGAGCCGCAGUACCACCCCGGUCCACUUGGGGGCGGUACCACACACAGUGGAAGAAAGCCAGGGGGCAGCAGCAGCAGCGACAUGCAGUUCAGAUGUGACCCGCUGGAGUACCGCUCCAGUCCUGCAGGUGGCAGCAGUGAGACUGGGUCUCCAGGCCGCUCCUCGUCCUCACAGAGACGCUCCUGGCAGGACCUGAUCGAGACCCCACUGACGGAGUCCGGACUGCACUUCCUACAGACUGGACCGCUAGAGGACGCCGUCUUUGCUGAGCCGGGUCUGGGAGGCUUUUCCAUGACCGCCGGAGCCGUCUACACUCUCCCUCCACAGAGGAACGCCCCGUUUCCCACGGCGAUGCAGAGGCUGAUCCCCAUGGCAACCCACGGAGAAAAGCCUCGCAGUUUCACGCUGCCCCGAGACAGCAACCUGCACUCGCUGCUCGCUCUGCCCGCCAGGGAGGAGCGCGACACACGCGACGGUGGCGGUGAAGGCGCAUCUUUGGGGGACUUGUUUCGAGCCUGCGAGCAGGGCGGAGUCUGUCCUCUGGGGCGUGGCUCUGAGGCCAGAGGUCAGACGGAGUUCAGGCAGUCGUUCCUGCGGCGGGCCGAGGAUCCUCAGCUGAACGAGCGCCUGCACCACCUGCGCAUACUAACGUCCACACUGAAGGACAGGGAGGGGGAGCUGGCGCUGAUCGACAGGCUGCUGGCCGCCCCCCAGCUGUCGUCUGCAGACUUCCAGGAGUGGAAGAAGGCCUAUCAGGAGCUGUUCUCUCAGGAGCCCAGCUCGGAGCCGGAGGAGGGGCCGCCCCUCACCCCAUCGCUGUCUCACACGCACUCCUACAUUGAGACGCACGUCUGACUCUGAGGACCAACCGCUGGAAAGUUUUCAACUUCAAAGGCCGCCUAAGCUCUGAGACCUGCUGUCACGUCUCUCGGCUGGUUGGUUGUGGCGCUCCAGGAGGUUCCAGGCUGGAUGUCGCGUCAUUCUUCAGAAUUACAGCUAGCUUGUGUGCUCUGUAAAUACUGUCCAUGGAGACUUUGAGAGGAGCUGGGGGGGUGGCCGAGCAUCUCAUCGUCCUGCUUGUUGUUUACAGUCUCAUGCACAAGCCAGUGACAUGCGCUGUUUUCCAUGAAGCCUUAUACUUGAUAUUUACUGUACAGUCAGUGUGGCGGCAGAGAACCACCUUUUCUAAACUCGGCAGUUUAUAUUUAGACUUAGAGGCUUUUGUUUGUGCUGGUUCUUGAGUCCUGUUCUGUGCGAGGCUGGACCUGAAGCAUGCUACCCCCCCACCCCCCACCCUGGAAGAGGAGCCAUUUGAGGGGCAAAAAUCCACCCAAACUGCUGGAGGAAAGAUUAACCUUCAGAUGGUGAAGCUGAGGUUCUGUUCAGCAGCUGCUGAGUUUCAGGGCUGAUCUGAGUCCAGAACUGCUCCUCUGAGUCCACAUCCUCUGAGUCCACAUCCUCUGAGUCCACAUCCUCUGAGUCCACAUCCUCUGAGUCCACAUCCUCUGAGUCCACAUCUUUUUCAGUCCACAUCCGUUUGAGUUAGCUUCCUCUGAGUCCACCACCUCUUAAUCCACAUCCGUUUAGGUCCACAUCUUUUUCAGACCAGAACCGUUUGAGUCCACCUCCUCUCAGUCCACAUCCUCCUCUGAGCCAACAUCCAUUUGACUUCACAUCCUUUUAAACUCACAUCCACUGAAUCCACAUCCAUUUGAGUCCACAUCCGUUUGAGUCCACAGACUUGAUGAGGUGGUGGGGAGGUUGUGGGUUCUGAAGGAUCAGCUAAUCAGUUCUGCCACCCGUUCUUCCUCUGGAGGAACCUCAUGAACACUCAUGAGUGUGCACUAAUGUAGUUUCCGUCCUGACUGGUGUGAGGAUGGAGAAGUGGAUAAAGGUUUAUGCUGCAGGUGAUCUUUACAGAAACAGAUUAUUGGAUUAUAUUCCAGGAUCAUUUCAGCAGAACUUCAUGCUAACAUCCAGCAGCAGUGAAGCUACAGAUAAAUGUCUUCAGAGUUUUAGCUCAGACUGGAACUCUCUACUAAAGUCAUGUUUAUGAAGACAUUAUGAAGCUGUAAAUUCUUCUUUAUCGUUUUAGCACAACAUAAUUGCUGCAAACAUGAUCAAUCUGAGCAGUUUUCCUCUAUUUUUAUUGCGGUUUUGGUCAAACCAAAUGUUUGCCAGAUCUUUCUUCAAAACUCUGUUUUUGACACCAAAACGUCUGUUUGGAUGACUUUGACCUGAAAGAAUGCACAGAUCUUGUUCUGUCACCCCAUUGGUGCAGAGUUCAUCAGCAGGAUUGCUCAGAAGGUCAAAGGUCGCAGAACAAAAACCACAGAUUGAAACGUGUGGAUGGAGACUUUUCCAAGAAUUUUAAAGUGUUUUUGUUCCUUAGUAAAGACCCUGCUCAUGUCUGACCGACUUCCUCCAGUCUCUGACUUUAAAGCUCCCAUCAUGCACCGAGUCGCUGCAGUGUUCUCCGUCAGACUGUCAGGGUGGGGUCAUAAUGGGAUGUAGGGAGGAUGAAAGCUCCAACCAAAGGUGACUACUACCCCUCCUAAAGGUCCUCCAUCAGUGAACAUGAAGGCAGUGAUCAAUGUUUUUUUUUCCCAGCAUUCAGUCCAAAAAGGUUUUCCUGUGAGGUUAGGAUGUGAUGAGCAGGAUACAGAGCUGGUGUUUUCCUUUGUUCGAUUUUUAUGGCCUGUGUGUUCAGAUCCGGUAAACAGAAGCUUGAAGCUUUCGUCUCCUGAAAGAAGCUAAGCUGAAGAGCGGUUUGGUUUGUUUUGACCCAACCCCGUGGCCUGAGAUGCCCCCUUCUGGAGUCUGGGCCUCGAUCUACUUCAGACUCUGGAACCCAGUGAGCUGCGAUGUGAUGCUGGUUGCUAAGGAAACAGGACUGUAACAGAGAAACAGCCUCAGGCGUUUAGAACGCUGCUGUAAACAGGAGACCCUCAUGGCGUCUGUCAAAACGCCGUUCCGCUUCGUUCUGAAUGCAGGCUCUGCUUCAUCUUGGAGCAGCUUCCUGCCUCUGCUGCCCGAUCCCCCUCAAGCUUUUCAUGAGGUUUAUCCAGAUGUUUCCUAAGACAUUUAAAUGUCACCAGCUCAGAAUCAUUCAGGAAAAAUGCUGCUGGGUUUUAGCACAGAACUUUUUGUAAAACUGGAAAUUCAGAUUUAUUAAAGACAAACAAUCGAUAACAAAUCAAUGUUUGCUUCAGUGAAUCUUAUAUAAUGGAGACUGAAUACUUUCUGUUUUCAAAUGAGUGUAUUCAUGCAGAGACGUUAUUUUCUCCCUAUCAGUCAGGGUGGAUUUUUCCUCUUUACUGCAUGUAACAUAGACUAUAGAAAUAUUUGCAUAGGAAGUUAAAGAUGGACGUGUUGAAAUGUUUUAUUUAUCUACUGAGAUAAUGCACAGAAGCAAUCACCGUCUAAAUGCUGAUGAGCCGGUCGGAGUCGCUCUUUAUGCUGCUGCUGUGGUUGGUUGUAGUCGAAUGUCUUCAAUGUCAAAUAAAACAAUAUUUAUCUUCUCUUUUGUGUUUAAAUAAUGAGAUCCUGCAGAUUUCUUUCUAUAAGUGUCAUCCUCUUUUGGGAAUCCUGUCAUGAAGUGAUAGUUGUAAAUCUCAGAUAUGGAUUAAUACAGUAUUUAUUUAUGUGACUGUUCUGUUCAGGACGGAUCAAUAAAGGUUUGGAUGAAGUUGUUUGUUGAAA